This is a messenger RNA of Cercopithifilaria johnstoni, 372 nucleotides long. The record is from the annotation of a GenBank genome assembly. Lineage: Eukaryota; Metazoa; Nematoda; Chromadorea; Rhabditida; Onchocercidae.
AUGCCAGGAUAUGUGCAAUUAGCUCCACCAUCCAUUGAUGGACUUGUUGCAACCUGUUUAGUUGCAUCUGGUAUAUUAAAUGCUUCGAUCUGUGGCAUUUCGCUUACAAUAUUUUUGGGUCAAUUAACAUAUUUAUUAUUUCGUAAUGAGACAACAUUAGAAAGUUCAUCAGUUCAAUUUUGUUGUACAAAUAGCGAUAAUCGACAUGCAAUAUAUAUUUCCUAUGAUUUGGGUUCAAUUUGGCAUAAUUUUUGCUCUAUUUUUGGCUAUAAUCCAUUGUUAUGGUUUUUACCGAUACAUACAACUUAUGGUAAUGGCUGCUACUUCAAAGGGGUUAAUCUGAAAAUAAGACAUCGAAAGAAAAUGAAAUGA